This is a messenger RNA of Nilaparvata lugens (brown planthopper), 717 nucleotides long. Its product is annotated as ubiquitin-conjugating enzyme E2 T. The transcript has 5 exons. The record is from RefSeq and is a predicted model, not a curated record. Lineage: Eukaryota; Metazoa; Arthropoda; Insecta; Hemiptera; Delphacidae. The coding region runs from base 136 to 708 and encodes 190 amino acids.
AAACUUUAUUUUAGGUUAUGUCUGCUUGUUGAUUGUCGGUUUCUUUCACCCGGUGUUAGUGAAUUCUAACUUUUAAAUAUAUUUAUUAAUUAUAACUUCUGAUUGACAUAUAUACACCAAGUAUAUCAAACAAAAAUGAGUCUUAGACUAAAAAAGGAAGUGCAGAAAUUAUCUACUAACCCACCACCUGGAAUAUCAUGUUGUACAAAAAACGAUAACCUCAAUAACUUGGAAGCUAGCAUUAUUGGAGCAAAAGAUAGUCCAUAUGAAAAAGGCGUUUUCCAACUUGAGCUCAUCGUAACAGAAAAGUAUCCAUUUGAGCCACCUCGUAUCAAGUUUGUGACCCCGAUCUACCAUCCAAAUGUGGACGCUGCCGGUCGUAUCUGCUUGGAUGUACUGAAAAUGCCACCCAAUGGAGGAUGGAAACCCACCGCCACCAUUGAAGGACUGCUCAUUGCCAUUCAGUCGCUGAUCGAGACUCCCAAUCCGGAUGAUCCACUCAUGCCCGAUAUUGCACAGGAAUUCAAAUAUGACAAGACCUCGUUUCGUAGUAAAGCUGAGGAGUGGACUCUCAAACAUGCCGUACAAACUCUACCAGUGUUAACGGAAAAACCAGCAUGUGACAAUGAGAAGAAAAGUACUAAGAGGAAGAGCUCCGAGUUGGAGACUAGAGACGAGAAUGAUGCAAAAAAAUUGAAAGAAAACUAAUUAAUUUUU